AAUGGCUCAAGGGCCUAGGUCUGAAACGUCAGCUUUCCUGCUCCUCUGAUCAUGCUUUGCUUGCUGUGUUCAUCCAGCUCUACACCUUGUAACCUUAAAUUAAUCCUGUCCAAAUUUGCUGUUCUUUGUCCUUUACUGAAUAACGUAAACACAUUUUUCCAGGACCAGAAACAAAGUCAGACCAAUGAGGGAAGCAAGUGCCUUGAUCAAAAUGGAUGAACCAAUCUUGUGUAUCUGUAAUCGAUUUCUCUCACUUAUUUGUCCUGCCCAUUUCUGGGAUGCGGUUUAUAAUGUUGCUGCUGGAAUCAGGAAAAUGAAACUGAAAGUAUUUCACUGAACACUGAUCACCAUUUUAGUGAGAGCAUCGAAAACGGUGAUCAUUCAAGAUGGAAGCUGACCUUUCCUGUGCUGUUUGCCAUGAUCUGUAUAAGGAUCCUGUCUUACUCGACUGUGAUCACAGCUUCUGCCGAUCCUGUAUAACCCAAUGCUGGGAGAAAGCUGACACUGCCUGCUGUCCUGUCUGUAGAACGGAGACUUCCUCCAGGACCCUGAGACCGCACCGCACUCUCUCCAACAUCGUGGAGACAUUUGUGAAAAGCGGCGGAGGCGGUGAAAUUCAGCAGGAAUGCAGCCGACACAAGGAGAAGCUGAAGAUUUUCUGUAAAACCGAUAAUCAGCUCAUCUGUCUAGUUUGUCAGAUUUCAAAAUAUCAUCAGAACCACCAGUUGCUGCCAACUGAAGAAGCUGCUGAAGAGUUUAAGGGGGAACUGCAAACCUUCCUGAAGUCAGUUCAGGACAAGAAGCAGGCAUGUGAAGCUGGAAAAAGUGGCUAUGAAGCAACAUUGUCCCACAUUCAGGACCAAGGUGUAAAGACAGAGAAACAGAUUAAGGCUGAAUUUGAAAAUCUUCACCAGUUUCUCCGUGAGGAAGAGAGGAUUGUGUUGGAAGAUCUGAAACUGGAGAAAGAGAAAAAGAGUCAAGAGAUGAAGGAGAGGAUUGAGAAGAUAACGAAGGAAAUCUCGUCACUUUCAGCCACUGUUCAAGAUAUUGAACAACAACUAAGGGAACAGGACAGCAUCACAUUUUUAACAAAAUUUCUGGAUAUACAGGAAAGAGUGAAGCAAACACUGCCAGAGCCACAGAAUGUUUACCCUUUAAUAAAUGUGGGCAAAUACAUUAGUUCCCUGCAGUACAAACUGUGGGAAAAGUUGCUGACCGUGAUUAAUACAGCUCCAGUCACCUUGGACCCUAAUACAGCCCAUCCUGCCCUUCUCCUCUCUGAGGACCUGAACUCUGUGAGAUACGUGAAGAAUCGGCUGCAGCUUCCCGACAAUCCGGAGAGAUUUGAUCGCUGUGUUUCUCUCCUGGGAUCAGAGGGAUUCACGUCAGGGAGACAUUCCUGGGAGGUGGAGAUGGGGAACAAGACUGACUGGGAUAUGGGUGUGGCCAAGGAAUCCAUCAACAGGAAGGGAGAUGUUGAACUGUAUCCGGGUAACGGAUACUGGACAGUGAUUCUGAGAGACGGGAAUAAAUACUGGGCUGGUGAGGAUUCAUGGAAACGUUUAGAGCUGAAUGUGAAACCGAGGAAGAUCCGAGUCUGUCUGGACUAUGAGGGAGGGAAGGUGUCCUUUUAUAACUCAGAGAACAAGACCCAUAUCUACACUUUCACUGAGACAUUCACUGAGAAAAUCUAUCCUUACUUCAGUCCAUUUCUUACUGAAGGGAAUAAAAACACAGACCCUCUGAAAAUCUGUCCACGGAGACUAAUAACCCAGGAGGACAAGGGAUUCAUCCCUUCAUCCAAAUAAAGACUCUUCUUGGAAGGAGAGAGGGGAAGAACCCACUCAUUGCAUCCCACACAUUGCAUCACUCGGUGAGGGAGGGUUAGAUCCAACACACUGAGUCACUGGGUGGAUGAGUGGGCAGACCCCAUUCUCUGAUUUUGGUUCCGGGGAGAGGAGGGUGAGGACUGGUUCUGGGGAUGGGGCUUUCCCCUGAGUCACUGUGUGAGCUGGUGCCUGGGGCGGAGUGGAGGCCUGAACCAACGGGACCCUGACUGAUGCUCGGAGUUGUCACUGCGUGUCCGCUCCGCCUGCUCUGCUCGAAAGAGCACAGGGGCCUUACCAAGGACGGGAGGGAAUCGAGUCUUUGGUUCCACCAAUAUGGGUUCCUGUCACUGGCUGGGGAGAGGGCCCGGACUGCCAUGGUAACUAGAAUCAAGGAUGGUUGAGGAAGUGGGCUGGAUGUCACUGGGAGAACAAGUCCGACAUGUGCCCUUGGAGAAGCAGCAGCUCAUGGGCAAAGCCAUUGAGAACCUUCAUGUGGUGCCUGGCCCUGGCUGUCGUCACGUCGUUCAUGGGGCUUAGGCGACUGAAGCUCUCACGUCGGAGCUGAGCCCUGUUCAGCUGGAAUUCCUCAUCGGUGCCAGACCCUGAAACCUCCCACAGGAGCUUGGUCCCCGACCUGAGCCUCUCUCAGAAAUGCUCCUUCAUGCCAUUUCACUCUGCACAGAGAGGCUUUCCUGAGUUUGCUCUUCCUCUUCCAUUAUCUGAAGGGACUGCAACUCCAUUUCUAGAUCCAAUUCAGCCCUAUCCUUCUGUCUUUGAUCACCCUGUACAGAGGGGACAAGGCAGAUUGGGAGACCUCUUCAUGGGUUUGCUCCUGGGCCUGGCCAAAGUGGUCCUCAGCUGCUCUAGCCAAUGGGCAGUCAACGGUUAUAUUUUCUCUGACUGUCUGACCCUGUUCCUCAGCUAGUCUGUCCCUGAGUGACCCUGGAGAUCAAGCAUAUGGUGUCCAUGGGUACAUUUCAGGCCUUCAGUGACCGGUGGGUACAGGGGGCACUGGACUGUGUCAUUUAUCCCAGAAAUGCCAUUUUAAUUCUAUUUAAAUUUCCUGUAAAGUCGUGCUUUUUAUCUGUUGCAGUGGGUCAGUAAUGCCACUUUUAAAUCAAGAUGAUAACAAUGCUGUGGCUUUAAGAAAUGUAUUUUAUCCUGGUUUCUGUGAAGGGAGAGAUUGAUUGAGAGGUGCUGAGCUGUCUAUAAUAAAGUAAACAGCUUGUGAGGUCUUGGUUUUUUUAAAUUUGGUACAAUAGAAUCAGCCUGGGUGGGUGUGCCAGCUCUCACAAAAACCAGGAUUUUUUGUUAUUUCAGCAGCAGUUGCUAUUGACAUCUCAAAGAAGUGGAAGUUAUUUUUACUCGUCUCUUGAUUACAGUCAAAAGGCUGGAGGUUUUGUUCCUGACGGGCUGGAUUGCAUAUGAGACAAAUCUACCUGCUGCAUUUGCCCUUUGCCAAGGGUGUGUUAAUAGGUUUUACUGUAUUAGAUCAGCCAAUUUAUAAUGGUUACUGUAUCUAUUAUUCUUUUUUAGUUUUUCAAUAGAGUUGGGUUAUUUGAAUUCCUUCUUUCUUUCAUUGUAUUUUAACUAAAGUGUUUGAAAAAAAGCUUUGCUUAAUGUUGAGACGUUUGAUCAAUUGAAUUGAAUUCCGAACACUGCACCAUACAUUAACCAUUAAAUUCAGAAAAUAUGAGGGUCUCGGCUACCUUCUUAAUAUAUGAAGAAGGGGUCUGGUCUGGUCUGGUCCAUAAAAAGAUUUCAUUAUUUUUGAAUUUUUCACAAAGUUACAAAUGGACCCAAACUGAAACUUGGGUUGUUGAGUCAGCAAUUGUAUGUGUAAUUUUGCAAAUAAAUGGUUAAAAAAGUAUGGAAUUAAAUGUUCCAGUUCUACCCGGUUCAUCAAGUGACUCUCUGGAAUCUCACACUUUGGAGGAGAUUACAGUGAGUCCUUCACAGAUGAAGCCUUGGUUGGUUUCGUUCCCAAGACAGAGACAGUCAUUGUGAUCACUGUACCCUGUUAGGUAAGACUGUCUCAGGGAGGGGUUGUUGUACAACAUCCUCUUACUGCAGUGACGUGUUGCUGCUUUGCUUCAAA
Molecule: messenger RNA, 3927 nt
Organism: Stegostoma tigrinum
Lineage: Eukaryota; Metazoa; Chordata; Chondrichthyes; Orectolobiformes; Stegostomatidae
Product: zinc-binding protein A33-like
Exons: 6
Coding region: 387-1808 (473 amino acids)
Molecular function (GO): protein binding; zinc ion binding
Source: RefSeq, a predicted model, not a curated record